UCGGGCGCCGCCAUGACAGGCUGGGGCCGGAAGGAAAGGUCGGGCGCCGCCAUGACGGGUCGAGACUAAACGGAACGAGCUGCUCGUCCUCUCUGCGACCGGAAAAGCGAGGCUGAGAGAGGUAGGCAGGGCGCCGCCAUGACAACCAGGCACCGGAAGGGGCGGGGCGCUCCGUCCUGACUGAUCCCACGCCGGCACCUGCCUCGAGAUGCAGGCGGCCCUGGAGGUCACUGCUCGCUACUGUGGCCGGGAGCUGGAGCAGUAUGGCCAGUGUGUGGCAGCCAAGCCUGAGUCAUGGCAGCGAGACUGCCACCACCUUAAGAUGAGCAUUGCUCGGUGCACAUCCUCCCACCCAAUCAUCCGCCAGAUCCGCCAGGCCUGUGCUGAGCCUUUUGAGGCCUUCGAAGAGUGUCUUCGGCAGAAUGAGGCAGCUGUCGGCAAUUGUGCGGAACACGUGCGCCGCUUCCUGCAGUGUGCUGAGCAGGUGCAGCCACCACACACGCCCACAGCUGUAGAGGCACAGCCGCUUCCUGCCUCCUGAGAACCUGGUUGACUGCAGGAGAACUGGAUAUGAGUGACUAGCCCCUUGAUAUCCCUACCCCCUGCAAAGUGGCCAUUUGGAGUCUUGAGGGCCCUGGCUGCAGACCUGGCUUCCUGGACAUCAGGACUUCAAUAAAUAAAGACUGUGCAAUGAC
This is a messenger RNA of Ictidomys tridecemlineatus (thirteen-lined ground squirrel), 695 nucleotides long. RefSeq names its product coiled-coil-helix-coiled-coil-helix domain containing 5 (gene Chchd5). The record is from RefSeq and is a predicted model, not a curated record. Gene Ontology annotation, cellular component: mitochondrial intermembrane space. Lineage: Eukaryota; Metazoa; Chordata; Mammalia; Rodentia; Sciuridae. Gene Ontology annotation, biological process: cellular respiration.